This is a messenger RNA of Aureobasidium melanogenum CBS 110374, 2457 nucleotides long. RefSeq lists its product as uncharacterized. The record is from RefSeq and is a predicted model, not a curated record. The transcript is spliced from 4 exons. Gene Ontology annotation, molecular function: RNA binding. The coding region runs from base 1 to 2457 and encodes 818 amino acids. Lineage: Eukaryota; Fungi; Ascomycota; Dothideomycetes; Dothideales; Saccotheciaceae. Gene Ontology annotation, cellular component: mitochondrial inner membrane.
AUGCGCCCUGGCUUGCCCAGGGUGUAUCGUGUGGCAUGUGCUCAAGGACUCCGCUACAACUCCUUUGAAGCUGGAGAAAACAAGACUGGUCAUAUCAGUGUCGAUUCCAAGGAAGGCGUGUUAUUCUUCAACAACCUCUACCCUCUUAGACUGCAAUGGCUUCUACGUUUACCGCUUUUGAGCGCCGAGAGGUUAUUCUCGACCCUGACUGGAGGCGACAGGUCUAUGGGAGCUGUAGACCCUAAGAAAGUCAUCAAGAGAGCACAAGAAGCCACUCCCGACAAGCCAGUUCAGGCCAGUGUACUUGAAGUGCUGCCCAGAGUGAAGGAGGGCGGUGCUUUCGUCAAGUUCACGUAUGAAUCUGGCUCGACGCUAGCCGAUGUUGAAGCUGCCGUCAAGAAACAUCUCCAAGAUCAUCAGGUCAGACCUUGGUGGGCGCCUAUAACUAAUGUCCGCGCAAAUUUGGUCAAGGGCAAGCCUUGGGUUGAGGACUUGUACCGCUUGCCCAGCCAGCGUCUGAGGAUCGAGUUCUUGCCUACUGCACCUGGCGGUGAGGUUGCCGAACUGUCUCAAGAACAGCUAUAUGCUUUCUUCAGACCUUAUGGAAAACUGGCAGAUAUCGUCUCUCAGCCUUCUGACUCGAAAGUUCUACCCAAAUUUGCCAACAUCGACUUUGUGACCGUGAGGAAAGCCGUUAUGGCCAAGAAUUGUUUGCAUGGCUAUGUUGUUUCUGAAGAAGAAGGAGGUGGUAAAUUAGGAACAGUGUUCCGGAUCAGUUACGAGAAGAGGCAAAGAGCAAAGUGGUUCAUUGACUGGCUUACGAGCCAUCCUAGGAUAGUCAUCCCAGCUAUCGCCGCUCUCGUUGCCGGUAUUACUGUCGCAGUCUUCGAUCCUAUCCGUACCGCGUUCAUCAAGGGACACAUUACUCGCACGCUUCAUCUCGAAGACAACAGAGUCUAUCGCUGGUUCAAGAAACAAGCAAGUGAACUCCUCGAUGUUGUGCGUCUUAGAUCAAACACUCCCGAUGAAGCUGGAAUGGAAGCUAUCUGGGAAGAUCAGAAAGGAAAUAUCGAUCAAAUCAGAACCUGGCUCAUGGAAACUACGGAUACAUUUAUCGUGGUUCAGGGACCGCGUGGGUCGGGAAAGCGAGAGUUGGUCGUUGACCAAGCCCUGAAGGACCGCAGGAAUAAGUUAAUUGUCGACUGUAAACCCAUCCAGGAAGCGCGUGGAGACUCGGGUACUAUCAAUGCUACAGCGGCAGAAGUCGGCUAUAGACCGGUGUUUUCAUGGAUGAACUCAAUCAGCGGACUUAUUGAUCUCGCAGCCCAAGGAGCAACUGGUGUCAAAACCGGGUUUUCUGAAACCUUGGACUCUCAACUCAACAAGAUCUUUACGAACACGCAAACUGCUUUGAAGCAGAUUGCUCUUGACGGAAGAAAGAGAGAUGACAGAGAUGCCAAUCUUAGCGAUGACGAAUAUCUUGAAGCACACCCUGAGAGAAGACCCGUCGUUGUCAUUGACAAUUUCCUGCACAAGAGCCAGGAAGGCACCGUGGUCUACGACAAGAUUGCUGAAUGGGCUGCUCGUAUCACUACUUCUAAUAUUGCCCACGUUAUCUUCUUGACCCACGACGUUUCUUUCAGCAAGUCGCUAUCUAAAGCCCUGCCAGACCGCGUUUUCCGACAAAUCAGUCUUUCUGAUACUAGCAUCGAGGUCGCCAAGCGCUUUGUUAUCAACCACAUUGACUUCGAAGCUGAAGACGCAGAAGCUGGUAUCAAGCAGCUGACUCCUUCUCAACGUCGCAAAGACCUUGGAGAGCUUGACAGUGUCCUUCCUGCCCUGGGUGGUCGUCUCACAGACCUUGAAUUCUUGGCUAGAAGAAUCAAGGCUGGAGAGACACCACGCAAGGCCGUCCGCGAGAUUGUUGAGCAAUCUGCUAGCGAAAUCCUGAAAAUGUUCGUGCUGGGCCAGGAAGAUGGUGGUCGUCAAUGGACUCCCCAACAAGCCUGGCUGCUCAUCAAGCAGCUCGCCAAGGAUCAGAGCAUACGCUACAAUGAGAUCUUGCUGUCAGACUCUUACAAGACUGGUGGCGAGAAGGCACUUGCGGCCCUCGAACAAGCUGAACUCAUUGCUAUUCAAUCCUACAACGGCCGUCCAUAUGCCAUCAAGCCCGGUCGUCCAGUCUAUCAGCCUGCGUUCGAGAAGUUGACUGAGGAUAAGGUCCUGCAGUCACGUAUGGACCUCGCAGUCUUGGCAGAGGGUAUCAAGGCUGAAUCGCAGAGUAUCGACAAGUAUGAGCAAGAAUUGCGCCUCUUGGGUGAGUUGCCGAGACAACCGGCAGAGUUGACGAGCCGUGUCAACUAUCUCUUGUCUAAGAUCAUGGCUAGUCAAGCCAAGGUCGAGGCUUACGAGAAGCAGAGUGGAGAGCUCAAGAAGAUCUUGACUUCGGAAUACUAG